AUGGAAACUCAGCAACCGCAGGAGUUUCUGCUGUCAGACAGAAAACCUACUGGACAUGUCAAUCAAGUCUGGCCAAACCUUUACAUAGGCAACAAGUAUGCUGCUCGUGACAAGGCCUCGCUCCACAGUCUGGGCAUUACUCACAUUGUAAAUGACUCCCCAUCCAGGGCCUCGGGCUGUUUCCACGUCAACACCGGCCCGCGCCUCUACAGAGACAUGAUGGUGGAUUAUUAUGGGGUGGAGGCAGAUGAUGCUAAAGAGUUAAUCCUCAGUCCUUUCUUCUACCCAACAGCACGAUACAUCCGAGCUGCGCUGGCCAUGGGAGCCGGACGUGUGUUUGUCCACUGUCUGAUGGGUGUGAGCCGCUCUGCGACCUUGCUCCUGGCCUUCCUCAUGAUCGUCGAGGACCUGAGCCUGCAGGAUGCCGUGGCUAACAUCAGGCCGCACAGAGACAUCUGCCCCAGCCCAGGCUUCCUGCAGCAGCUCCGCAGUCUCGACAUGAGCCUGGAAAAGUCACACAAAACCAUAGACAUCAGAAUGUACACACAUAUACACAUCUUUAUUGCUACAGAGGUCAUUUAA
Limanda limanda (common dab) is the source of this 582-nucleotide messenger RNA. RefSeq names its product dual specificity protein phosphatase 13B-like. Gene Ontology annotation, cellular component: cytoplasm. The record is from RefSeq and is a predicted model, not a curated record. Gene Ontology annotation, molecular function: protein tyrosine/serine/threonine phosphatase activity; MAP kinase phosphatase activity. NCBI's taxonomy places the organism in Eukaryota, Metazoa, Chordata, Actinopteri, Pleuronectiformes, Pleuronectidae. Gene Ontology annotation, biological process: negative regulation of MAPK cascade; protein dephosphorylation.